This is a messenger RNA of Actinia tenebrosa (Australian red waratah sea anemone), 4812 nucleotides long. Its product is annotated as sodium-dependent phosphate transporter 1. The record is from RefSeq and is a predicted model, not a curated record. Gene Ontology annotation, biological process: phosphate ion transmembrane transport. Lineage: Eukaryota; Metazoa; Cnidaria; Anthozoa; Actiniaria; Actiniidae. Gene Ontology annotation, molecular function: phosphate transmembrane transporter activity. Gene Ontology annotation, cellular component: membrane.
GUUCUCGUACACCAUCAAAGAGUUAGUCUAAUCUGUGCUUCGCUCAAAAUCAGUGACCACUACUACAACUCCAAUUUUUCAUCAUUUUGAGUCUCUAGUGCCUAAAUUCCUAAGUCAACAUCUGCAGCAAGGGCUGGAUGGGACUUCGAGAUUCAAAGGAAAGCGUAAACAGGAGAUUGUAAACACCCCUUGGUUUUUGCCGCUCUACUUUGGGCCGAAGGUCAUUUUCGUGGAUUGGCUGUGAUCUGUUGUAGAGCUCAAGUUUGUUCUAAUCGUUCUCCAAGCUAUCUAAUUCAUAUUGAUUAUUAGAAAGUAGGAUUUACAACAUGGAUUCGCAGAGAACUCGUACACUUCGUAUUUAGUUCAAGACACGUGUUGCUCUCGCGUUGUUUGGUGUGUAGAACAAAAAGAAACCUCCAAUUUUUACAACGUGUUUAAAGAAGAACAUUAUCAGCAAACACAAUGUUAGAGCCGCAAGGUUCUGAUUACAUUUGGAUUGUAGUCGUAGGAUUUAUCUUAGCGUUYGUUCUAGCUUUUGGUAUCGGAGCCAACGAUGUGGCCAACUCGUUCGGGACUUCUGURGGUUCGAAGGUGCUCACUCUAAAACAAGCAUGUGUUAUCGCUACGAUAUUCGAAGUAGCUGGGGCUAUCCUUAUAGGAGCCAGAGUAUCUGAUACUGUUCGUAAAGGUAUCAUUGACAUCAACUCCUUCAAUGGCACAGAAGAACUUGCUAUGAUGGGUUCAUUGUCAGCUCUCACUGGUACAAGUGUGUGGCUUCUCAUUGCCACAUUCUUCAACCUUCCAGUGUCUGGGACGCACAGUGUUGUUGGUGCAACAAUGGGUUUUGCUCUAGUAGCACACGGAUUGUCUGGUGUCAAGUGGCCAACUUUUGGCAARAUUGCUGGAUCAUGGGUUAUAUCACCAAUUAUGUCUGGCAUUGUCAGUUCAUUAAUCUUCAUCUUUGUUGAUAAAACUAUCCUUAAGAAAGAGGAAUCAUUUGAGUCAGGUUUGAAGUUCCUGCCCUUGUUUUAUGCCUUCACCAUCACCAUCAACCUCUUCUCUGUAUUUUACAAAGGAUCACAAGUCCUUGGCUUCCAUAAGAUUCCWCUUUAUGGUGUCUUCAUUCUUACCUUUGGUGGUGGUCUUCUAACUGCCCUUUUUGUAAAAAUAUGGGUGGCCCCAUACAUGCGCCGUAGGAUCAUCCAUGAGGUUGCCUGUAGUGAGGACGUUGGGGCUGUGAUAUGUUCGCCAACUGAAAGCCCUGAUGAUAAUCUUGCYGUUGAGAUAGUGACCAGUAAUGGAAAUUGCAAGAAUGCCACUCCUGAAAAGGUKCCCUUGGAAAAAACAUCUAAGACUGACAGCAGCGCUUGUAAUGGAGAAGCUCUUUCACCUGCAGAAACAGAUCUUGAAACAUCAAGAAUCUCGACCAACACAAUCCUAAGUGGAAGCCCUACAGAUGAGAAGCAGUUGAUUGAAGACGACUCUCCCAUCCCCCCUCAUGAACACCAUGAACAUCACAUAAGAAAUGUGAGGCUAAGGACAUACUCCAUGGGUAUGCAGGUUCCUGACCAYGAGAUUAAAGUACUUGAUGAACCCAAGACUGGCAAGCUGUUUGCAUUUUUACAAAUMAUGACGGCAUGCUUUGGUGGGUUUGCACAUGGUGGCAAUGAUGUUAGUAACUGUAUAGGGCCAUUAAUAUCAUUAUGGACCAUCUUCUAUUCUGGCUACAUCCAACAAAAGGUUGAUAUUCCCGUGUGGAUUCUGUUUUAUGGUGGUGCUGGUAUUAGUAUUGGUCUGUGGGUGUGGGGCAGACGUGUUAUCAAGACUGUCGGAGAAGACCUCACUCCUAUAACUCCUACAAGUGGCUUUACUAUUGAGAUUGGCUCGGCCAUUACAGUUCUUAUUGCAUCUAACCUUGGCAUACCAAUCAGUACCACUCACUGUAAAGUUGGUUCAGUUGUCAUGGUUGGUCGUGUCAGAGCUAAGGAAUCUGUUGAUUGGACGAUCUUUAGGAAUGUAGUGCUUGCUUGGCUUGUCACUAUGCCUGUUGCAGGUGCGUUAUCUGCUGUAUCAUAUCUUGGUCUGCGUGAACUGGUAUAGGGUGUCUUAUUGUUUGUAAACAGGUAUUGUCUGUAGUUACUAUUURAAAGGUUAAUCUCAUUGCGCCAGGAGGUGCGUAAGGUGUGUAAGGCCAAUUUUUAGCAAAUAACUCAACCAUAGCUUAAAAGACUUAUAACAUCCAAUAAUAAUAUUUCCYUCUGAAAAUCAUCUUGGAUGCAAUGCUAGCACAAAUGCAAAAAGGUUAAAAACUACAUCAAAAAAGUGUGAUUUUGUAUUUUCAUCUUARCCUCRCAUCCAAGAUAAUUUUGAGAAUGGUUGAUUAGCUAGUGGUUAGAUCAACAUACAAGUAACUACUUGUGGUUUAACAUGACCAUUUGAUCUUCUUCUUGUUACUAUUCMUUUUACCAGGAUGUGGAUUAGUUCUCCAUUUGAUCAUAGAGUAGAUCAUAUGAUUCAUUACUGCAGGGCUUAAAAUAACAGCUGGUCAUUAAACAAUGUCAGGUCAAAUGUUUGCCUUUCCCAUCAUUUUGACCAGUAACAUUGAGCCAGAAAUGUGGUAUGACUGAACUAAAACUAACUUGAUCUGUGAUCAUAACCGGCCACGGAAUGGCUGUUAGGUUAGGCCCUGUUGCUAAGAUGUUUGUGAUGCACAUCAUUGUAACAUUUUGAUUACUGCUAGAAAUGUGUAGUUCCAGAAAUUAUCCAUACUCCCCCCUCCCCCCUCCAAAGAAGAAUUUGGAAUUUCCAAGGUGUAGAGGGGGGAGGGGGGGUCAGAGAAAGAACAAAAUUACAGGGUUUGUAUGGAAGAAAGUUGGAAUUUCUGGGGGUAGGGGGGUCUGAAAAAAAUUACUCUGUGGGCAGUAUGGAUAAUUUCUGAAACCACACAAUACUAUGACACAGCACCCUUGUGGUCUUAAAAAGAGAGUUCCAUGCUAAACAUUUUUUACAGUUACUUAAAAUCUACACACAAUAUUCAUACUUUGAAAAAGCUGCUUUGCUGCUCAAAAUAGCAACAUGGCAGAAGUAGCUUGGGCAUAACUUCUCUCCAUCUCAGACCAUCUGUCAUUCCAUUGAGUAUCAUUUCUUUGUUCAAUAGUUGCACAUGUGAAAAUACAUGGAUAUUUGAUACAACUCAAACGCAAUCUUAUUUUCAAGAGAAUGAAGCAUGGUCUGAAAUGGUUUGGGACUGCAUUUGUGUGUUGAAUGAAAUAAGUGAAAAAGAAAUGAUACUUACAUUUCAAAUAUUAGUUAUUCAUCAGGGCCCAGUUGUACAAAGGGUGCAUAGUUUAUCUGAUCCUUAUCCAGUGGAUAAGUUGAUGCUAUUAUCCAAUAAAUUUAUCUGCAACAUAAGAUUUAUCAAUYGGAUAUUGCUWUCUACCCUUCGUACAACCAGGCCCAGAGUAAAAAGAAAAAAGGGAAAAAAGAAAAAUGGGAUAACAUUAUGCCCAAGCUGAAAGAGUGCAGUGUUCAUUGGUUAUCAGGGUAGUCACAAUUUUGUGAUCAACCAGUCUCCAAAGGCAAAAAUUCUGUUUUGCAAUUAAAUAUAAUAUACAAACUUUGAAAAAGGUUUUUUGGAAGCUGAGGGGGUAAUAAGCAAUAGUUCAGUUCAAGAAUGGCAUUAUGGGAGUUCAUCUAAACACAAGUAAUCAAGGCCUUAAAAAUAGCUUCCACAGCUACUAACAACACUGGAUAUCUCAGAUAUCUCAACACUAACUUCUGUGUUGAGUUGUAAAUAUUGUUCUUGAUCAAGUUUAUUAUUAUAAGGAGAAUAACGUUAAGAAACUAGUCAUUUCAGCUAUUCUUGGAGUUUGGAACGUCAUUGGAAUCUCCUAUUGCUUAUCUAUCAUCUUUUGCUCUGRCAAMCUUUUUUGAAAUGYGYAUAAAAUGUUCUAAAUGMGUAUAAYAUGUUCUUUACCAAGUUUGUUUUAUUCAGACGGGUUUGGGCUUCUGGUGUUUUUAAUUGGACUAAGUCCAGMCUUGGGAAUUUUUAAGAACAAUCUAUCUUCCUCUAUCUUGGCCUCAAACUUGGUCACUUACUUAUUUAUUCAUUUUAAUAUUUUUUUUUUGAUCUGUGUGUGUUGAUAGCAUUAMGUAUAUAUUAUUAUUGUGUCAAUAAGAUGAGUAUUAUAGCCAUUUAUAUUAUAGUGGUUUCUGCAGGUAUGGGAAAAAUAGGAUGCUAAUUUACUCUAUAUACAUGGUAUGAAACAAAAAUGGUUUUCUUAGGAUUCUAUGCUUGUCAUYCAAUCACUGUUUAGUUAGGGUAGUAUGGAGUUAAUUACCGARAACGGAGGCAAUAAGCCAUAUGUAUAGGCUUAUUGCCGAYRUUUGAGGUAAUUAAGUAUUUUAUUUAUCAAUUGAGAAGGUUUUCUAUCAAUUGUUGCUCAUYAYAAAYGUGAAGUCUAUAUAUAGUUAUUAACCGGGUCAAUAACUAACUACUAUAUAUUGACCUCGYAUUUAUAAUGAGGGUUAUAACAAAAAUAAAGCCUUGUGAAUAACAAAGAAAACCSUGUCAAUUGAKAAAUAAAGCAUAGUUAGGAUGCAAAUAUAUCAUAUCAUUUCUCACUCAUGUSAAAAGUGCACGGUGAUUAUCAUUAUAAUUAUCAUUCCUUAGAGUGAGUCGACUGCAUCACAAUUCUAUAUUAUUCCUGUCAUAAAUUGGGAUGAAUCUCUUAGAAUUAUACUUUUUACGGAUGAUUUAAAGAUUGAAACAGUAUUUUGAAUAUCAAAAAGAAAAAGAAUUUAUGAUCUUAA